This is a messenger RNA of Rhipicephalus sanguineus (brown dog tick), 11031 nucleotides long. It is a transcript of the gene pins, whose product is annotated as G-protein-signaling modulator 2. Gene Ontology annotation, molecular function: protein binding; GTPase regulator activity. The transcript is spliced from 12 exons. The record is from RefSeq and is a predicted model, not a curated record. Lineage: Eukaryota; Metazoa; Arthropoda; Arachnida; Ixodida; Ixodidae. The coding region runs from base 211 to 2058 and encodes 615 amino acids.
CUCGCCCACAGCGAUCCCGCAAACCUGCAUUUACGUACGCUGUGCCGAACCACUGCUUUAGCACGUUGCUCAUGACCACCGCAGCAGAUUAAUUCCAGCAUCUUCGCUCCCCAUCUUUGGAUUUAACUUAAACUCUGCUGUUAUGCUGGCGGGAUGGCAGUGUUGAUCUACGUAUAACCAUUUCAAGCCUCCACUGAGUUCAUUCUUAGCAUGGAGUCCAGUACUUGUUUAGAGCUUGCGCUUGAGGGUGAACGCUUGUGCAAAGCAGGCGAUUUCCACUCAGGUGUCGAGUAUUUAAGCGCGGCGAUCAACGUAGGCACGGAUGAUUUGCGAGUGCUUAGCGCCGUUUACAGUCAGCUGGGAAAUGCUUCAUUUUACCUUGGAGAUUAUAAUAAGGCUCUGCAGUACCAUCUGCUUGAUCUCAAUACAGCCAAGGCAGCCGGCGACUUAUUGGGGGAGGCAAAGGCGAGUGGAAACUUGGGCAACACGCUCAAAAUGAUGGGCAAGUUCGAUGAUGCAGUCACAAAUUGCGAAAGGCACCUAAGCAUAUCCAGGGAAAAAGGCGACAAAAUAGGAGAAGCACGUGCCCUUUACAACUUGGGCAAUGUGUACCAUGCUAAAGGGAAGCACAUAGCCCGUGCCAGUCGGCAGGAACCUGGGGAGCUGCCAUCUGAUGUUCAGGACUGCCUGCGGAGGGCCAUCCACUGCUAUGAGGAGAACCUCAAGUUAAUGGUGGCUCUUGGUGACCGAUCAGCUCAAGGACGAGCGUACGGCAACUUGGGAAAUACAUACUACCUGCUUGGCAACUUCAAGAAGGCCAUUGCCUACCAUGAGCAGAGGCUGAAAUUGGCCAAGGAGUUUGGGGACAAGGCAGCUCAAAGGAGGGCAAACAGCAACCUUGGUAACGCCCACAUUUUCCUGGGAGAGUUUGGUGUUGCGGCAGAGCACUACACGAAGACUUACCAUUUGGCCAAAGAACUUGGAGAUAGGGCAGUUGAGGCCCAAGCCUGUUACAGCUUGGGAAACACAUACACCUUACUACGAGACUUUGAGCGGGCCAUAGAAUUUCAUUUAAGGCACCUCCAAAUUGCUGAAGAACUCAGGGACAAAGUUGGUGAAGGGCGUGCAUAUUGGAGUUUAUGCAAUGCACAUUGCUCCCUGGGUGACCACAAAGAGGCUCUCCACUAUGCCACCCGGCACCUGCGUGUUUCCCAGGAGCUUGGAGACAAAGUAGGCCAAGCAACAGCACAGAUGAGCAUUGCAGACCUGAAGCAAGUUCUUGAAGGUGAUGCAAGCGACGCUAAGAAAGGUGCCAUGGAUGAUCUGAGCACACCACAAGCCUCUUCUAAUGCCGAGAAUGCGAAACCAACGAAGCAAGAAACACCCACUGAUGCUCAAAAGCAGCAACGGUCUGGCAGUGACAUGGAUCAGGAUGCCUUCUUUGAGCUGCUAAGCGAGUUCCAGAGCAAGCGUAUGGAUGAUCAGCGCUGUUCUAUCACACCGCUGGAGAAUAAGGAGAAUGUAUUGCCCAAUGGAUCACCUCCAUAUCCCAGCCCAACAAGUUCAGGCCCAGAGGACAGUGCUAGUGUUCGGGAGGAACUGCUUGACCUGAUAGUAGGCAUGCAGAGCCGCCGCAUGGAUGAACAACGCACCAGCCUUCCACAGCUGCCAGGUCUGCGCCGCAACAACCACAACAAUAAUAGCCUGCAUCACCAUCACCGCAUGUCUGUUGGAUCGGUGCUUGAGGAUGACUUCUUUGACAUGAUUGUACGGUGCCAGGGUAGCCGGCUGGAGGACCAGCGCAGCAGCAUGCCCACUCUGCAGCGUGCCCCAAGCGCUCCUGUGGUGCCCAGCUCACGAUCGGCACCAACAGUGCCCGACGAGGACUUUUACUCGCUCAUCCUGCGUGUGCAGGCAGGCCGCAUAGAGGACCAGCGCACCUCCUUCCGGCCCCCCGAUGCCGCCCCAACCACUUCGUCUGCCCCCGUCCGGGCCAGCCUCAAGGGUAGUCUCAAGUCGGCCCUACGGGGAAGCCGCCACUCCAAGUCCAAGCAGUGAAGGCAGUACAUGUUGCUUGCCAGAGGGUCUUGCUCACAAGAAGCACGAUUUGUGUGCUCUAGAGUAGCCACACAGGUGAGGCCUCUAAUGAAUUCCUGACAGAUUCUUAAUCAUGUCCACAUAAAUGUAAACCAACAGAAGGCAGUUGUGGUCAAAUGACUUGGCAAGGAGAAAUCGUAAUGUUGGUGCCACCAAAGACCCCUAGUUUAGUUUGACUCAGUUUCAACUGUCCAUACAUAUAACUCAUUUCAUUUUAUUGCAUCUUGUGCAUAGCAUAUGAGAUGUAUUGAUGACAUAGCGCAGUGCAGCAGUCAUUGUAGUUUUAAUUUUAUAAUGUUUCACUGCACUGUGUCACAAGAUUAAUGCAGCUUUAUUUUAUGCCGAUACUUUCUGCCAUUUUUGUUUGUAUGCAGUGGUAGUCCAACAGCGCAUUGGCACAUUUUGCCGACUGAUUUGUGCUUUCUUACAUGAACUUGCAUGCUCUAGGGGAUGUGAAUGAAGUUACAUUGUUCAACAGCACUACAAUAAUGAGAUCUGCAGCAUUUGUACAUAUGUAGUUUCCUUGCAAAAGCAACCUUGGUUGGCAUAUGGUAAAGACGUUACUUGAAUUAUUGACAGCUGUUUGUGGUCAUGCAGAAUUUAUGUAGCCUGGUUGUUUUGAUUCAGUGGAUAUACUCGUAGAAAAAAUUCAGGCACAGUCAGUGACGUCCUUAAGAGAAAAACUUGCCUGCAGUGAUAUCAUGCUGAUGUUUGCAGUAUGGCUGAUGUUACUGACAUCUUUAUAAAAAAAUACCACUUCUGUGUGGCAGCCAGCAUGGAAAAAUUCAGCAUUUUCGUAGUAGUUCGUGGGAAGAUAUAGAUAAAUUUUGCUAUGUUUGGGCAUAGCUUUGUGGCAUACACCUGUCGUAUUAUUCAUAUUAGAAGAUGACACUUUGUUUAAAAAAAAACAUUUCAGUCAUUAACCAUGUUUAGACAUAUGUUUUGUAAUGCUCAUAAAUAAUGUUAAGUUAGAUAGAAUUUUUAUCUCCCUUUGUGACAACAUUUCCUCAACAAUAUUAAUUUAAGAUGAAAGUGGCAUCAACAGCCAUUUCUACUGAAAAAUUGCUUGAAUAUGUUAAUUUCCUUGCACAAGUGACCUCCUUCUGAGCAGCAAGUUCAAUUAAUUUGUCAUUCCACAACCUUUAGUGCUGUUAAAAAAAAUUAAACAGCAUCAAGUUUAUCUGAAGCCAUAGCUUCAUUUCACACAAGAAAAUAGGAUUGAUAUGUAAAGAUUUUCAAGCAGGCAUCUCCACACAACACCACUAUGAAAAUGUGUGUGCUUGUGCUCAAAGCAUGUGCAGGGCAAAGAAUGUGUUAACAUUUUCCUGCUGCAUUUUGUGAGCCCUAGCUAUGAGCUGUGAGCCCUUCCUUGAGCUCGAGAUCCUCAUCUUAGUAUGGUAUUUGAAUUGUGUGUAGAAACCAGCUUGUGAACUCUGCAUAUUAUCGACUGGGCAGUCUAAAAUGAGCUCUAAUUGCUAUUUGCUAAGAGUAAUUAUAGCAUCACCAGUUUACAUUCAUAGUACCAGUUGGAGUCACGUCAAGUGUGAGGAUUCAUCAGUGGCAUCACAGGUUGAUGCUAUGACAGUAUGGAUUAUGGUUGCAAGUGAAUGCUGGCAAAGUGUUGUAUUUAGUUUUUUAUUUGUGAAACAUAAAAGUGCUGCACAUUAAUGAUGCUUCAAAUAUCAUAUCUUUGUAUGUAUAUCUAUCAGUUCUCCAUGUCUUUGUGAAAUGGUAUGACACUUUCCUUUUUGUUUAUUUUUCGAGUGGAGCAAAAUGUGUUCUCCUGGAUUUUCUUCUCAACUGAAAGUAAUUAUAGCACCAGUUUAUUUACAUAGACAAUGAAAUAGCUGUUUUAGUAAGCUGUAUGAUGUAUGUAAAUUAUAUUUAUUUGUGCAUUACUAUUUGGUUUUCUUUACAUGCAGCAUAUUAGUCUCCAAAUUGAUUAUCAAAGUACCUCAUUGAAAUUAAGGGCUCUGAGUGCUAUAUUUAGUUCCCAGUACUAGAUUUACUGCUACGUUAGUGAUAUACUGAUGUGGUGACAUCGCCUGUGUGUAAUGUAAUAAACCAUGUGAGCCUGAGUGCUCUAGCCAAUGCCACAUGGUGAUUUUGAAUUCUUGUAGCUUUGUAUGUCACUGUGAAACAACUUUCUAUUGCUACAGCUACAUGGAAUGGCUAAAUAUAAAGCAUUUAUUUAUGUUUUGAUGUCUUUUCUUCUGUGUUACUGCUAAAUUUCUUGUACAACCUUUGCCACAAGUUUGCAGGCCACAGUGCAUGUGACGAGAACCCUCAUCAGGGCAUGUAAUGGGGUGCCUGUGGUGCUUUUGGGGUGUAGGGAGUAAAGAUAGUUCAUAACUCUAGAGCUUCGGGGUGCUGUGAAUGCUACAAGAGCCCCACUAUGUAGCCCAAAAACUGCUAGAGUCAUGUGAUUUGUGGCCUGUUUUGCUUUUGACAAAGAUUUCUGCUUAAAUAGCAAACGUUUUGGCCUGUACUCGUCUUUCUGAUUGUGCUCAAUGCACGUAGUCUCUCUUUAUUUUAAUUUGUUGCACAUCUGGCUGUGGUAGGAAUGCAAUGGGUAGUUGGCUAAGGACUUCAGAUGCUUGACCAAUGGAGCUGACCAAAACUCGUUUCAGGUAAAUGCACUUUUUCCUGACAUCCUCUAUAAUGCACAGAAAAUGAGUGAGACCAAUGCCACAGCCUAGUAGCACAGUUAUCACAUUGCUAUGAAGCAUUGGCAAUAUAUAUUUGUGAUUUUUCCUAGAGGUUCGCACAUCUUUUGAGUGAUGAAAGUGAGGAAUUUCCCCUACUCGUGUAAUGCUGAUAUUUGUGAUUUUUCCUAGAGGUUCGCACAUCUUUUGAGUGAUGAAAGUGAGGAAUUUCCCCUACUCGUGUAAUGCUGGUGUGCUAGUUAAGGUGUGACCUUGUGUGUAGUAUCUUGCACAAAAGUAAAACUUAUUCGAGCACCAACAAUCUUGUAUGUAGCAAAUUUCCUCUGGAGACAACAUUCCAUUUUCAAGCUGCUGUGUCUAAAUAGUGGCGGUACACCUGGCAUCUUAGAGUUGAACAGUGCGGCUGAACAGGUAGUGCAUAAACUUUCCAAUACUUCCUUAUUUGGGUCCAGAGUAGUAUUUGACCAAUACUUUCUGGUUAGGAAUAUGGCUUUUUCUAUACUUUCUGUUUAGGAAUAUGUCUUGUUCUAUGUGUAUUCGCAUUCUUUCAUAGGCUCAAAUGCAUAGCAAGUAGUAAGAGGAACAAGAGGCUGUACCAUACAAUCUGCAGGUACUCCUUCACUUGGUUGCUCUCUUCUUAACAAGCAUGUUUUUAUUUGUGAGAGAUUCUGGCCCUUUCUUGGUAAAUUUAGCUUCAUAUCUGUCAUGUUGUAGCUAGGGAAGCAGACAUGUUGGACACUUCUUUGUUUACAUGGGAUAUGUAGUCAGCAUGUCUUCAUCUUCAUACAUAGUCUCUUGAGCUGAGGUAUUAAUUCUGUGAUCUAAGGUUAGCAGAAUUGCAGCGUGAUAAAGGAGGGAAACAGGACUUCUGUUGAGGUGCCAAAUGCCAACAGUGGUGUCAUAGCCUUACACACCUACUUAAAUUUGCCCAUUAGUUCUUAAAUUUCGCUGCAGUUUUAACCUGGUAUGAGAAAGACCUGAAAGAAGCCUGAUUAGAUUGCUGUGGCAAUACCUUUAUGCCCCUUUUCAUUGACUUUGCUCAUGAUCUCAUCACUGUAUGACCUGAAAAGCAUCUGCAGUUAGUUUUAUUCAUUGUAUGGAUUUUUUUUCUGUCACAUAGAAAAUGAUGUUGCUAUUAAGCAGAUUUAUUUUUUUUUUUGUAAGACUAAAAUCUACAGGGUGAAAAUCCUAUAUAAUUCAGUCUAUAUGCGCUUAUUCUGCAGUAGUUUCUAAAAGAUGAAAAAAAAAAUUUUUUUCUGGAACUAUUUCUGCCUGUUGGUGGUACAGCGAUAGUGUGUUCAUUAAAUUACAAUGAUAUGGUAUACAAGCCUAGCAAAGCCUCAUUAAUAAUGCCGACUAUUGUGUUAUUGGUCACUGCUGCUACCGUACCAAGUGGCGAGUCAAUGCUUCAUACAAUGGUGUAACAUAUAAAAAGUACCAUCAGAGCAUAUCUAUUAUGCUGUUGUGGAGGAGGGUACGUUCUUCUUUUCCAUUAAUCCAGAAACUAUGUAAGCCUCCUCUUGAAGCUUUAUAGAUUAUCUGUCUGGAAGUCUGAUUAUUUGUUAUGUGCCAAUAUAAUGCUUUGUUGCCAAGGUUCUUGCGGCUGCUCAUUUUUAACCACACAUGCCAAAGCUGCCAAGUUGAUGAGAACUUCAUGUAACCUCCCCCAGUGUUGCUUUCUGUGAAUCUGCCAGUACUAACGUCACAUGACAGGUAGCGUAGUCCACAUUAGGUGGUGCCACUCUGAUUUUUCAUGUCAUAGUUUUUGCUAUGAGUGACAAAUUUAUUACAAAAGCUUAAGUCUUCAUUGUCCUUUUUAAUGCCAAAUUUAGAACAAUACAAGCAAAAAGAGUCACCUAGUGGACAAGCACGCAUCUUUCUAACUGAAUCUCAGAUGAGCCUUUUUGGUGAAAAUCUAGGAAUCCCACUGGAUAUUGGUGGCAGCUAAAAUAAUUUUUUCCUAAAAUUUAUUUCAUCAGGGAAGAAAACAAUUGGUGAACAUAUUGUUUACACUGUUGUGCUGUUCUUAGAAAACAAAGCAUUACGUUUUGGCGUGAAAAAAGGAAUGCAAAAUAAGAAGUUUAUUUUCAUCUUUCAGCCAAAGUAAUGGUGAAUAGGCUAUUGGAGCCCAGUUGUAAAAGCACCUGUGUCAGCACAUAUUUAUUAGUGUGAGCACUUGUGAAAAGCUAAUGGCAUUGAGUCCCUUAAUGACAGAUAAUCUUCUCGUGACAGUAAGUCCACAUUAUUGUCAGCUUCAGCGCAUUCAAGAGUUAAUGGAGUUGCAGAAGUGUGUAGAGUCAUGUUUGAAAUAACUUGCGUGAUUUCUCUUCACAUGGUACACAUACUGAAACCACUUGCAUUCAUUUGCCAUCACCUGCUGUGGUAGCUUAGAAGGUAAGGUGUCGCGCUGCUAUGCUCAAGGAUGAGAGUUCAAUCCCCGGCCAUGGCAGUCACAUUUUUAUUAGGGCAGGAUACUAGAACAACUGUGUAGUUAGGUUUAGGUGCAAGUUAAAAAACCCCAAGGUGCUCGAAAUUAAUCUGGAGUCGCCCACCAUUGCAAUCAUAUUGUUAUGGCUUGUAAAACACUAGAAAUUCAUUGAUUCACUUGCCAUCACCUUUCUGUAGUUAAUCUGACAUUUCAUUAAAUUUUUCUCAUUCAAUUUAGAUUUGAAGGUUUGGAAUCGGUGCUGCUCAUUGGGUGAGGUUUUAAGUGUCAUAACCAUGAGUUUAUCAUGAGGCACGCCAUAGGGCAGAAUUUGGAUUAAUUUUGGCCCCCUGGGUUUCUUUAAUGCACACUUAAAUAUAAGUACAUGUGUGUUCUUGAAUUUGGCUCCAUUGAAAUAUGGUUGCCAUAGUAGGGAAUCGGUUGAGUCCUCAAGCUUAGCAGGUGACACCUUACUGCUAAGCCGUUGCAGCGUGUCGCCACUUAUUGGUUUGGCACUGUUUCAAUGUGCAGUAUGUCUAGUUAUGAAGCCUUUGACAAAGGCAGCAACUUCAAAGGAACAAAUGUCAUGUUUCCCAGCCUGCAACUUAUUUUAAUGUCUUAACCUUUUUUUUAAAGCAUUUGUUUGCUUCCUUGUGUUUUAGAUUGUAUUGGCACAGGGCCAUGUUUGUUUUUCUCCCUUGAUGCCAUGACACCAUGUGAAAGGUUUUGCUUCACGGUGAUGAUCAUUGUGCAGUGUGUUAAUGUUGGCAUUUGUGCUUUGUGGACAUUGAAAGCGAAAUCCAAACCCUCAACUACUGCAUAGAACCAGCAAAAGAGAAAUGUGCUUUGCAGCUUGUGGAAUGGAGAUUGUGUUGUGCUGGUGAUGUGCAGGCCUCCAAUAGAGCGUCUGGCUUGUAGUUCUGAGCCCUAGGGCAGAAUCGCCUGCCUUAUCAAGUCUUUGAGGCAGCCUUGCCAGGCAUGCUUCAGCAGGUACCUGAACUGCUUGUCUUUUAUGGUUUGUAAAGCGUCCCUUUGAGAAGGCUUUUUCGUCUGGCACAUUUCUCUCGUCUCUUGGUGAUGUAAGACGCCUGCUGCAUGAUAAUGUGCAUACAUGCCAGCCAUCCGUGUUUUCCGCAAGUUAAGACCUCAAAGGUGUGGCUAUCUGUCCGUCAGUGUACUUAAAUGUCUUGUGAACACUAUUAUGAAUAUGGAAGGUCAGGGUGGGUGUUGUCAAAUUUGCAUUUAUGAAGCGCACACACAACACACAGGUGCACAUGUAGUUCGCAGUGCUGAAUGAAGUAGCUGUCACUGGAAAAUUCUGCACACCUCUAAGGCCACUGCAAACAAGCCAAGGAUAGUUUUGGUACCAGGGAGUGACCAACACCAUUGCAAUUAGUAUAUGAUGUCAACAUAGUCAUGAAAAUUAGACUGAAGCUGUGCUUUAAAUAAUAAGCUUAAAUUCAUUUGGAGUGUGUCAGUAUUUUUUUUUUGAAGAUUCAGUGCUAUGACAUGCCUGAUGGAGUUCAUAAACCUCAUAUAAUGAUUUUUUAAUAGGUAGAUGAAUAGACCACACUUUGGAAAUUUGGAGCAUGUCAGUAAGCCUUUAUUUGCAUUGACCUUUGUCCUUUGUACAGGCAAGAGAAAAAGAAAAUUAAAUAGAACAUUUUACAGCGUAAAAUCGUAAGCCUGCUUUUUAGAUGAACUUGUUUUAUGUUCCGUUAGCUUAUGGCUGUGCAGCUAACAAAUGUUGCUGCUCCAUUUCUUCACAGUACAAGGUAAAUUAUGUUGUGAUGAAACAGGACAUUACUCCCUUAUAUUCAUAUAUAUCUCUAUUUUUUUUUUUUUGCAUGCUAAUUUGACGCGCUUUACAAUUUUCUUGAGAAAUGGCACCACACAAAGUAGUAAUGUUAGAAGAAAAAGAUGUACAGACACAAACACAAGUGAAGGGAAACAAACGUUCAACUUGUCCAUUUGUGACCAUCUCUGCAUGCCUGACGUUUUUUCUAACAUCAAUUCCUACCAACCAGUUGAACUUUCUGUCAUUCUGGGAAUAGUGUCCUUGUGUUCAGGUCUUAAUUUCAUAUUUUCUUUUGCCCACCAUAGGCUUUGAGCACUGCAAUUACUUGCUGAUCACCUACUGUGACUAAAGUAUAACUGCAGGGAGUAAAAUAUAACAAAAAAACUGUUGUAAUAUGUCUGCAUAACUUUGUUCUUAUGUUUGUAAGGUAAAAUGAGGGCUUUGAAACAUAUUUGCAUUACCAAUCAAUACUAGGUAACCUCAGUAUAAAGACAUAUAUUCUGCAAGUGUGCCAGCUCUGACUGCAUCAGAUGGUUCAACUUGAAGUGCAUUUAAUUAUACUUCUGAAGGUGCUUACUGCUGCACCAAAUUAAGACAGCCAGCAAGUUAGGCUACAUUGUUUCAUAGAGGUCUAGUGCUAAUUAAAGUUGAAGUGAGUUUGGAGAUUAAGUAAAGCCCAAGUCUCCUAGAUUAUUGGUAGCAGACAAUUCUGUUGCAACUAGAGUGACAAUCUCUUAGUUCCAAGAAACUUCCUUGUAAAGUCUUCAGUCAGCUGGGCACUUGGAUACAUCCAAAUGCUUCCAGAUUCUUGUUGACUUGCUAUGCAAGGCUGUUCUACGACCACUUGGGUGUGGUUGCUUAGCAUGCUUUAUAUACUAGGAAAUUUUCAAGCAUAUACAUUAGCUUGUUUUAUGGCAAGACAUCAAGAAGGAAAACAUUUAGCAAAUUAAGAACAUGUGGUUUUGGGAGAGCAGCUGAGGAUUGAACAGAUGUUGCAGCUAUGGCCAAGAGUUGAUGCAAGGUUGCUUCAGCCUAAUGGAGGCUCUGCAUCAGACCAAUGCAUUGUCAUGUCAGGGCACUCUGUAUUGGCCAUUGUGCAUCCUUGUGUGUAUGUGUGUGUGUGUAUAUAAUAUAUACCUAAAUAUAUGCGUGUGUACGUAUCAGCCUGGGAGGCAUUCAUGUCCUAAUGUCCCUGUAUGUUGUCAUAGCCAUGAAUUAUGUUUAUUAAAAAAUUCACUUAGUGUCCAUCUCGUACAGGCGUCUCGUAUAUACAUUUUAAAUAUAUAAAGAUAUAACCCAGCCGCAUAUAGGAGCUCAGUAAAAUUGUUCAUGCUUCAUAUAAAGUAUAUUUUUUAGAAGAAGAAGCAAGCCAAAACUUUACUAGUGGUCAUCUUUUCAUGCAGCCAAACUAGUGCAGGCUGCAUCCGUUUAGCGUUUACUGCUUGUUACGCAGUUGUUGCAUGAAGUGAACAGUUCAUGUUAGAACAAAUGUUAUUUCUUCGUGUUCAAUAUAGCACCUGCCAGUGAACAAGAUGGACUGUUUUUUUUUUCUUUUUCUUUGGAUUGGAAAAGAGAGUAAUUGUUGUAACAGUGUUGAUUGUUCACUCUCUGUAAUCAUGUUGAGAAAGCCUGCUAUGCUGAAUGAGACUGUUGGUUCCUCUGCAAGCAAAUGUCAUUUUCAAGAACUUCAACCUACUGCAUUGUGUGAACUUUCAUCCAAGAAAAUGCAUUUGUCAGAUGCCCGUGUGUGCAAAUGUUUGCACAAUAGCUGUUGUUGCGACCGUCAGCAGUUCCCAGUGAUAACAUGAAACAAUACUGUCUACUUGGAAACUGUCAGUAAACUGUAGACACUAUGUUGUCAGCUGGUGAGGGAGCUGCCAUUAUCCCAAACUGAAAUUCUUCCAAGCUACUACAGUGUGAACAAUGUGAGUACCUGUAUUCAACUGCCUUCAUUAUUUCUAGUGUUGACUAGGCAUUGCAACAGUACUUCAGAAAUGAACUGUAAGCUGCCCAUACACAUAUGGAAAUAAACUAUAUAAAAGUAU